Molecule: messenger RNA, 648 nt
Organism: Drosophila busckii
Lineage: Eukaryota; Metazoa; Arthropoda; Insecta; Diptera; Drosophilidae
Gene: RpS18
Product: 40S ribosomal protein S18
Exons: 3
Coding region: 85-543 (152 amino acids)
Biological process (GO): translation
Cellular component (GO): ribosome; small ribosomal subunit; cytosol
Molecular function (GO): structural constituent of ribosome; RNA binding
Source: RefSeq, a predicted model, not a curated record
UUCGGAUGUUACUGUCAAAUCUGACAAGCAGAAGCGCAUCCGCUUUCUUUUUCGGCUGAAUAUUUGUCGCUUAAACAGGGCAAAAUGUCGCUCGUCAUCCCAGAGAAGUUCCAGCACAUUCUUCGUAUCAUGAAUACGAACAUUGAUGGCAAGCGCAAGGUUGGCAUUGCCAUGACUGCCAUCAAGGGUGUGGGUCGCCGCUACUCCAACAUUGUGUUGAAGAAGGCCGAUGUCGAUCUAACCAAGCGUGCUGGUGAAUGCACCGAGGAGGAGGUUGACAAGGUUGUGACCAUCAUCUCUAACCCUCUGCAAUACAAAGUGCCCAACUGGUUCCUCAACAGACAAAAGGACAUCAUCGAUGGCAAAUACUCGCAGUUGACUUCAUCCAACUUGGAUUCUAAGCUGCGUGACGAUUUGGAGCGCUUGAAGAAGAUCCGCUCUCAUCGCGGUCUGCGUCACUACUGGGGCCUGCGUGUCCGUGGUCAGCACACCAAGACAACCGGUCGUCGUGGUCGCACUGUCGGUGUGUCCAAGAAGAAGUAAACAUCCAGCUGAUAGUACGGUCUACAUUUCCAGGCUGCAACUGAGUUUGCUUAUUGUUCUACUUUAACAUCAAUUCAAAACAAAAAUAUAAAAAACAAACAAAAA